Messenger RNA from Helobdella robusta, 1915 nucleotides. RefSeq lists its product as hypothetical. Bases 115 to 1584 code for a protein of 489 amino acids. Gene Ontology annotation, molecular function: calcium ion binding. NCBI's taxonomy places the organism in Eukaryota, Metazoa, Annelida, Clitellata, Rhynchobdellida, Glossiphoniidae. The record is from RefSeq and is a predicted model, not a curated record. The transcript has 10 exons.
GGUUUAACUGGAGUUAAGGGUGAUACAGGCCCAACAGGACCUCAGGGUGAGAGGGGAGAACCCGGACCACAAGGGGAUCAAGGAAUACCUGGAAAUACGGGAAGUAUUGGCGAAAUGGGACCCCCAGGUGAAAGAGGGUACACAGGAUACACAGGAAUUUCCGGUCGACAAGGUGAGCCGGGUAGUAUAGGACCUCAAGGAAACACGGGAUCGACCGGCCUACCUGGACCUCCAGGAUCGAAAGGUGACAAAGGAUUGAGAGGAGAUACGGGCAGGGAUGGAAAACCCGGAGUAACAGGUGCAACUGGAGAAAUUGGUCUGCCGGGCAAAGAUGGGUUAGAUGGGCUUCAGGGGGAACCGGGACGCGAUGGCGAGAAGGGAGAAACUGGAGACCCUGGACCCCAGGGAUUUCAAGGAGACUCUGGUUCACCUGGAUUGCAUGGGUUCACAGGUCACACCGGUUCGACAGGUGUUGCAGGUCGUCCGGGCGUCCAAGGACCCAAGGGUGACCCAGGAUUUAAAGGUAUCACCGGGGCAACCGGAUACACAGGUGAUAUUGGAAAUACCGGCAAUACUGGACCGCGAGGAGCUACCGGAUUUGCUGGCAAAACAGGGUUUACAGGAAAUACGGGACCGGCUGGUUUGCCUGGAAAAACCGGUGAGUCCUUACGUGCAACAGGAGUAGUGGGACCAAUAGGACCGCCAGGAUCAAGAGGAAUGGAUGGAUUAAACGGAUUGGAUGGAAGGGAUGGCGAACAGGGACAGCCAGGAGAAGCAGGCCAACCAGGUUUACAAGGUGACACAGGUCUCACAGGACCUCGUGGAAAUCCCGGCCCAACGGGGUUGAAAGGAGAUACAGGAUGGACUGGAGUGAGGGGAAGAGAUGGGACGCCCGGAGAACCUGGAAGAGACGGACAAGUAGGCUACACCGGUUUCACCGGACCAGUGGGACCAGCGGGAGCUCCUGGUUUACAAGGACCUCGCGGAUUUAGCGGAAAUGAUUCAAACUUGAUCGUAAUUGCAAACUGUCCGUGUAGGAAGGGAGAGCUAUGCGUCACUCACCUCGGCGAUCCCUAUCCCUACUGCCUCCCCAUUGUUCCAAAUUGUAGAAUUGACAAUGGUUUCUGCGACCAUGGAUGCACAAUGGAUGCGAAUGAUCGCGUCCAAUGCACCUGUAGGCAUGGGUUUGAACUGCUUCCCGAUUCAAGAUCGUGUGGAGACGUGGACGAAUGCGCUGGCGGUCUUCACAAGUGUUCCUGCGCCUCUAAAUGCGUCAACACCAUGGGCUCAUACAUCUGCUGGGAGAGUACCAUUCGAGACAUCCACCCACUACCGCCACCGAUAACGAGUGGCUGCGGAAAAAACAAACGAGACAUAGAUAGCAAAACGGUGGCUCAGGUAACUUCGGAAAAUACGUUUCUUGUGGUGGUGGCCGUUCUCAUUAGCUACCUGGCGAUUAUUGUAGUCGUCGCUUGGAUAUUCGUACAUAAGAGUAACAACGAGUCUAACUUCACACGCGUCGCCCGGAUUGUUGACGGUAUGAGAGAGGAGUUAGAGUCCAUACGAUCUGUCUCGAGGCUGUGAAGAGUCGUGUGUGCACUGUUUGGUGUCUAUGUGAGUGUGUCGUGAUUUUGGUGGGAGUGUUGUUUCUGUUGUGUACCGUUUGUCAUGUGGAUUUUCUGGGUGUGUAUGUUUUGUGUUGUAUGCGUGAGUAUGUGUGUGUAAAUGUUAAUGUGUCUUUGGUUGUGUCGGGCUUUCGGUGUUCGUGAAUGAAUGGAUGUUUUCUGGUUUUUUGGCUUUAGUAGAAGUCAUCUUUUUGUGUAUUUGAUUUGUAGGUUAUUUCGUGAAUUAAUGUUUUUGAGAAUGCGUGGUUGUUGUAGUUUGCAUGAAUGUGCAUGUAUGUAUGUAUGUAUGU